Molecule: messenger RNA, 1446 nt
Organism: Penicillium riverlandense
Lineage: Eukaryota; Fungi; Ascomycota; Eurotiomycetes; Eurotiales; Aspergillaceae
Exons: 5
Coding region: 1-1446 (481 amino acids)
Biological process (GO): regulatory ncRNA-mediated gene silencing
Cellular component (GO): ARC complex
Source: RefSeq, a predicted model, not a curated record
AUGGAAUCCCCCCAAACCACCAUCUCAGGCGAUCUCCCCAUCCGCCUUGCCAGACCGAAGCAGUUAAGCCCUGUGCAGGAAACCGAGGAAUCGACCCAGUCUGUUGAUAUCCAGGGCAUGGCAGGGACUCUUGAGCCCAAGCCCCAGCCGGGCGUCGACCCCAAGUUCCUGGAAGACGAGGCAGCCGGACAGAUAGACGUGUCUACGAUCCUGCCAGAGAACAAGAAAAAGGGCAACAGGAAGCCGAAGAGCAAACGAGGACGAAAUGCUCCUACUGGGUUUGAGGACUUCUAUGCUGAUCCCCCUGUGACGCCUGCCGAGUACCAGGAGCUGCGUGGACUCUACGAUCCUUCACGGUCCUUUGCAGACCGCAUUGACGAGGCGCUGAUGCGCUUCCAGAAGAAUCGUCGUCUGGAUAGCGAGAGAUCCAAUGUGUUCCUGAAGUACCUACAAUACGGCGGGGUGACUGUUGGUCCCAAUGUGGGUGGUGGAGUGGCCGGCCAAGACCUGAAAGCAAUGGACCAGGACGAAGCUCUCCGGGCUCGCAGCGCGACCGCCGUCUUCCUGACCCAGUCAAAGCUGGAAGUGGACUUUAACGAUGUUGUUCGAGGAUAUCUGAGCUCGUAUUUCCCUUUCUACUUCCUGCCCGACGACGAGUACACCAUCAAGUUGGCCACGGUCACCAUUCGGAACUUUCUGUCCUAUCUGCUCCACCAUGAUGUCUGCCCCGAGUACAAGGAUAACAUUGAUCAGGCCAGAAAGAUCUGUGUUCUCGCGGAGAUUGAGUUGUUGAAGAACCAGCAGCUCGUCAGCGCGGGUCCUGGUUACUUUAACCAGUCCUGCUCCAUGCUUUUCGGGGGCUACCACUUCGACAACCCCCCGAACGCCGAGCAAGCAGGCGAACUAAGCUACGAUGCUGCGCGGAAAGUGGCUAAAUUCGCAAUUGCUGGCUGCGGGACGAACGAACAGGCUUCUCGCUUUCGUGCCAUGGCAGACAACGACACUCUCUCGGCAAUGAAAGUCGAAGACAUCGACGGAUUUGAGAUUCUUGGCGUCACCGAGCCCGAUGCUGAGACCAUCGGAUUCUACAAAUCACACGCUUCAGACUUGGUUCCCGUGGGGAAGAUCCACGCCAAAGCGUUUCGCGAUCCCGGUAAGCCAGACCUUGACCUCAGCCCUGAGGAGCGCUGGAAGUGGAACCACGGCAACGAGCCACUGCCCGAGUUUGACUUCUUUCUGGAAGUCGGCCUGCUCUCGUACUGCUAUCCCGGAAUGAAGGUGAUGACUUCUGUUUGGGAGGUUAGCUGCGGGCUGCACUAUUUCGAUGAGAUCAUCUCCGUUUACACGUCUUUCUACACUGUCCUCGGUAAUGAUAUGAUGGUGGAGUGGAAGAAGCCUGUGGACCUUAUGGGCCAGGACGUGGAUGAUGUUGUUGAUGCGCUGUAG